Molecule: messenger RNA, 720 nt
Organism: Ornithodoros turicata
Lineage: Eukaryota; Metazoa; Arthropoda; Arachnida; Ixodida; Argasidae
Gene: Rrp47
Product: nuclear nucleic acid-binding protein C1D-like
Exons: 5
Coding region: 68-568 (166 amino acids)
Biological process (GO): maturation of 5.8S rRNA; regulation of gene expression
Cellular component (GO): nucleolus; exosome (RNase complex)
Molecular function (GO): DNA binding; RNA binding
Source: RefSeq, a predicted model, not a curated record
CGCUUGUAGGCCGCCCGCUAUAUUGCUACUCGUAUAUCCGCAGCGACAUGGGGACUAACAAACAAACAUGGCUGCUAUCACGAUUGGAGAAAGUUCUCACUCGUCAGAUUUUCCAGCAGAAUUAAAAGAGCGAGCUCAACAUUUUCACAACUCUCUGAAGAAAGUUCGUCAAAUAUUGGAACCCCUGCUAGCCAGUAGUUUAGAAGAUGCCACGAAAGAGCUGACACCACUUGACAAGGCACGGCUAGACCUCAGCAUCCUGUACGCCAUGAAUUCACUCUUCUGGACAUACCUUACCACUGUCGGAGAGGACCCAAAGGAGCACGGCAUACGCAAAGAACUAGACCGUAUCAAGGAGUAUAUGAUGCGAGCGAAACAAAUCGCAGACAAGGCCAAAAUGCCAAAGUUGGAUCAAGGAGCAGCCGGUCGGUUUGUUAGGAGUUCGCUAUGGGAGCCCAAGGACAAAGGGGAGUCUGGCAGGGAGAAAGCAAGUUCAACACAAAAAACCCCACAGAAGAGGAGCAUAGCCGCAGAUGCCCCACCACGGAGUACAAGACGAAAACGGUGACUUACAACGUCAAAUUAAUGUUUUGUGAUACUGCUUUAUUAUGGUACAGUAUUGGACACACGUCUUCAUUUUGAUAACAUUGACAGAUCAUUUAUGCACUCAACUUUCUCUUUUGAAGACAUAAAAUAAAGCAUGAUUCAUUUCCAAACAAA